CUCCAGGGAUCAGACACAGGCGGCGGAUCAACUUCGAGUGGUGUGAGUGGCUGUUGCCUGAUCAUGCGACAGGUGAUUAGCGCGAUCCCCGAGGCAGACGCCGCAACACGACGAGCGGCCGAAACCGCAGCAGCUGCCACCUGCCACGCCCCUCCGCUCCUCCUCCACCCUUUUUGAUCUCCCCUCUGCUUCCCCUUCCCCUCCAGGCUCUGCUUCGCGCAAAAGCUUUGUCCUUUUUCGCUCUCUCCCCGUCUCCGUCCCCUCCUCCUCGGCUCUCUCCCCUCGUGACUGCUCCGCCUCGCCAUGAGCAUCUGCGGCGGCGGCGGGGGCAUCAUCCCCGCGUCGCGCUUCCUGCGCCGCCGCGCCGCCGUCCGGGACCUGGGCCGCGACGCCGACGCCGACGCCUUCUGUGUCGCCGCGCCCCUCCUCUACGACUUCUCCCAGCAGCAGCCGCAGCUGGAGGAGCAGGUGCCGCCCGCGGUGGCCGCGCGGCGUUCGCCUCCGCCGGCGCCCAAGCCGCGCAGCCCGCCGGCUCCCGUCGCCCUGGAGCGCCCGCGGUCCCCGCGGCCGCCGCCGUCCCCGGCCGCGCGGCGCUCGCCUUCGCCGGAGCCGUGCAGCCCGCGCCUCCUCGGCCUGCAGCCACCGUCGCCGCCCCCGGCCGCGCGGCGCUCGCCUUCUUCGGGCGGCAGCGGCACCGGCCUGCUCCUCGCCCUGCAGCGCACCUGCGUGGGCUGGGGCGCCACGAGGCGGGUCGAGUACCCCAGCCGCCACCGCCCGGCCUCGCCUGCCGCUCCUUGCGCGGCCGCCGUCGAGGGGACGGGCCGCCCGGGAGCGCCGGCUCGGCGCGGGGACGAGGACCAGGAGAGCAUCGGCGGCGGCGCCAAGAAGAGGAAGCGCCUGGAGGAGGAGGAGGAGGCGCAAGAGAGCGGCCGCGAGGACAAGCCCGUCAUGGCCAAGGCGGCGGGGAAGUCGAGGUCCAGGAACAGGUGGAAGGCGAGGUGGAGUAGCCUGCGCCGGCGCCGCGGCGCCGCCAGGCUCGCCAAGAAGGCCCCGCGGGUCGUGAAGGAGGAGGAGGAGGCGGCGGUGGCAGAGGACGAGAGCAGCCGGGACGUCAAGCCCGCGGUGGAGGCGGAGAAGACGACGAGGAGGAGAAGGAAGAGGGCGGGGUCGAGUGCCCGUGGCGGUCGCCCCGGCGCCGCCAAGCGCGCCAGGAAGACCCCCCUCAAGGAGGAGAAGGUGGAGGAGGCGGAGUUGGAGGAGGAGGAGGUGGCGGAGAGUAAGCCCGCCGCUUCCGCUCCCGCUCCUGCUCCGGCUCCCGAGCCCAGCUCGCCGCGGGGCAAGGUCGACCGCUGGUCGGCCUGGAGGUACGCGGCGGCCGAGGCGGCGCUGCUGGACAUCCUGCGCGCGCGCGGCGCCAGCGCCGGCAAGCCCGCGCCGCGCGCCGAGGUGCGGGCGCAGGCGCGCCGCCACAUCGGCGACACCGGCCUCCUCGACCACCUCCUCCGCCACAUCGCCGACAAGGUCCCGGCCGGCAGCGCCGAGCGGGUGCGCCGCCGGUACAACCCCGCCGGUGGCUUGGAGUACUGGCUGGAGCCGGCCGAGCUGGCGGCCACGCGGCGGGAGGCCGGCGUCGAUGACCCGUUCUGGGUGCCGCCGCCUGGGUGGAAGCUCGGUGACCCCGUGUCGCCGGAGGGCCGCGCGCUUGUGGUGCAGAAGCAGGUGGAGGAGCUCGCCGGGGAGCUUGACGUUGUAAAAAGGCAAAUGAAGCAGCUCGAUUCCAAUCUGAUGCAAGUGAGCAAGGAAGCCUACAUCUCAUGGAAGGGGUAUGACUGUAUGGUGAAGGCCAAUGGCAAGCUGGAAAAGGAGGUGCUGUCCUUGGAGGAGAAGUAUGAGAACGCAACACAGGUGAAUGGUGAACUGAAAGAGCUGCUGCUGUUACUGAAGGACAAGUAUGAGACUGUGCUUGAGAAGAAUGACAGACUGGAGGAGCAGAUGGUUGCCUUGUCCACUUCUUUCCAGUCCAUGAAGGAAGACUUGCUCCUGGAGAGAAUCGGAGAACAACCCAUGCUGAUGCUAGCGCAAGAGCCUUGGGAUGCUGACAAUCAAGAAGCCAGUGCCGGCAAUACUGCUGCCAGUGCAGGCAACCAGCUGGUGGACGCUUAUGCUGUCGAUGGCAACUUCAGCAGCAAUGGUGGCACCUCUGGUAGCACCAAGAGGGCGUUGAGGAGGUGCAGCGUGCGCAUGCACAGGAGAGAUGGGAUGUUGCAGUGGCCAACGGCUGCAUCUGAUGGCACGACCAGCAGCCCCAGGGAACUACCAGAGCCGCUAACACCCGGCGUCGAUUUGGUCAUCACCGAUUUCGAUGCAGUGAUCAACAGCCUCGCGCCACCAUCCAUGGAGGAGUACCUGAUGGCUGAAGGCCUCCCAACAUCAACGUCCGCGUCAUCCUCCAGCGCCUCUCCCAAGCUCGCGCUCCUCCCCGCCCCAGCCUCACCAGUCCAGGUCCAGCCACUGCAAUCAACAACCGUGGCUAUGGCAGACCAGCAAGCGGUGCAGCCAUACUCUGGUGACUUCAACCUGCAGCUCCAGCACAAGGACACGUCAUCUUCACCACGGCCAUGGGGUGCCAAGGCGCUGAAGCUCGACGCCGGUGCUGGAGUCGGCGGCGUGGGCACCGAGCUGGCCCUGGCGACCCCCACUUACUGAUCCAACCAACGCCGACAAUCUCCAACGAAUGAGCAGAUCUCACCACAGAAGUUUUGCCUCACCACCGUUAACUAGCAGUAACUCACCUCAGAACAUAGCUCACGGGUCCACAGGAUAAGCUGAAGAAAGACAGAAGAACACCAGAGAAGAUAGAUUACCUUUUACCUUGCUUAGGCAAUGCACUUAGUUGAUUUUGUCCGUUAAUUACGUGUAGUUAUCGCUAUUGUCAGUUUCUAACUUGAUUGCAGAUGGCUUUGCUUACAGUUGAGCACCACCAUGCUGCUGCUACUGCUGCUUUAAUUCCUAGUCUGGACUUAUGCCAGGAUAAACGAUCUGCCACUCUGUUUUAAGUCAAAUUGUUGCCAGGAGCCAAGUUUCAUGCCU
Panicum virgatum (switchgrass) is the source of this 3090-nucleotide messenger RNA. RefSeq names its product protein AMEIOTIC 1 homolog. The record is from RefSeq and is a predicted model, not a curated record. Gene Ontology annotation, biological process: reciprocal meiotic recombination; meiotic sister chromatid cohesion; meiotic cell cycle. The transcript has 7 exons. Bases 304 to 2706 code for a protein of 800 amino acids. Lineage: Eukaryota; Viridiplantae; Streptophyta; Magnoliopsida; Poales; Poaceae.